Tachysurus fulvidraco (yellow catfish) is the source of this 1588-nucleotide messenger RNA. RefSeq names its product CD40 molecule, TNF receptor superfamily member 5 (gene cd40). The record is from RefSeq and is a predicted model, not a curated record. Bases 114 to 1037 code for a protein of 307 amino acids. The transcript is spliced from 9 exons. Lineage: Eukaryota; Metazoa; Chordata; Actinopteri; Siluriformes; Bagridae. Gene Ontology annotation, molecular function: CD154 receptor binding; antigen binding. Gene Ontology annotation, biological process: inflammatory response; positive regulation of canonical NF-kappaB signal transduction; cellular response to interleukin-1. Gene Ontology annotation, cellular component: CD40 receptor complex; external side of plasma membrane.
CCCUUCAGUUUGAAGCAGAGACUGAACUGAACACACAGGAGCUUCGUCUCAUAACAGCUCGGUUUGAAGUGCUGUAGCAUCAUAAUAGCUUUGACUGCUCUCGGUCCAGGUUAAUGAAACAAAGCCGAAUAACAGAAAUGCAUCUUAAACGCGUCUUCAUUCUUCUGGUUUUGUCUGUCGUCGCUGAAUCCUGCGAUACAGAGACACAUUACAUGAAGGAUGAAAAGUGCUGUAAGAUGUGUGAGCCAGGUACGAGGUUGAAGAUAGAGAAAUGUGAAGAUCCAUUGUGUGAGGAGUGUGAAGAGGGAGAAUAUCAGGACCAUUACAACAACAUGUCUACGUGCAAACGCCAACCGUCCUGCGACCUCAACCUUUAUUUUGAGAAAGGAUCGCAAAGCAAGAUAGAAUAUUCUCCGUGUAAGUGUAUCGCUGGUCAUCACUGCGUGAACCAAGAGUGUGUUGCGUGUGCAAGAAACACAAUAUGCCAAGCGGGCGAGAAAAUUAGCAAAAGUGGCACCCAGAUGGAAGACCUGGUGUGUGAAGCUUGUCCUGCCGGGACAUUUUCCAACCAAGAAUCAGCUCUAACUUGCCAGCCUUGGACAGAAUGUUCUUCAGUAUCCGUAGAGAUCAACCCAGGCUCGCCCACAUCUGACAGAAUCUGUGGGCUGAAUAGGACACUUCUGAUAGUCACACCUGUAGUUGUUAUUGCAGUUCUGGUUAUUAUUGGACUUUUUGCCUGCAUUUACAUAAAAGGCAGAACAGGAUCUAUAUCCUUCGUGCGAAAGUUACAGGCAUAUUGUGUUCGGGGCAACAAACUUAUCCUUACACCUAUUGACGACAUCGUACAUGUUGAAAAUGCACCAGAGCAGCAGCCACGCAAUCAGCCACAGGAGGACACUGAGGACCUUUUAAAACCCGACCCUUCUUUAGUCCCAGGCAUCUCUGAAAAUGGAAUGCCUGUCAUUCAGGACCAUAGUAAAUCCUUCCUUAUUUCUGAGACAGAAACAGAGCCAGAAAGCAUUUCAGUCCAUUUCUAAUAAAGUUCUACUCAGUAAUACAUAUUGGAAAUUGGUUAUGAAGCUUCCCCUGCAUUAGUAUAGUUAUGCAAAGACUGCUAAAUGGUUGUCCACUGCUCUUGACAUGUAAAUGCUUUGUAAUGAUGUAGCAUGCAGUAACACAUUUGCAAACAGCUUGUAAAAUUUCUCCAUGUAUUUCAGCUGCUCCCAUGGAUCAGAGUUGCACUAUUUUUAUGUUUACUUCGUAAAAUUUCUGUAAAUAUUCGUUUUAUCCGUUUUAUUUUUUAUUUUGCAAAAGGAACAAUUGUUUGUUUCAUUGUAGAUAAACAAACAAAAAGUGUGUGUGUGUGUGUGUGUGUGUGUGUGUGUGUGUGUGUGUGUGUGUGUGUGUGUGUGUGUGCGCGCGUGUGUGUUUGUUCACUGUACAGAUUGUUGUAAACUAUGUGAAUUGUCCACAUGAGGGCGCUGUUCUCAAUCACACUAAUACUGCAUGGUGUGGAACUAAAUGUGCUUUAUUCAAUAAUGAAACUGUACAUUUAGAGCAGUAAACUUCAAUAAACCAAUCUAACUUC